AUGCCAUUACUGCGACAUCAGUACAUAUCAUCAGGGAUAGCUCUCCUCGCUGCGGCUUCAAAGGACAGGAAAGGAAGGCUUUUAGAGAUCCUGAAGCGAAAGGAUCUCAACAUCAACUACUCUGAAAAGACAGGCUGGUAUCGAGGCUACACGGCGCUGAUGUGGGCGGCGUCGAGGAACAGCACAGACAUCGCUGGGGAGCUGCUGAGGGCGGGCGCCGACGUCAACCGCCGGAGUGACGGGAACGAGACGGCCCUGUUCUUGGCGGCCCAGCGAGGGUUUGUGCAGCUCGUCCGCCUCCUCCUGGACCACGACGCUGAGCCCGACGUCGUCACGAAGCAGGAAUACUUCCCGCUGUACCUGGCUUCGAGACGGGGUGACCGGGAGAUCGCUGAGGGUCUGCUUCGGGCCGGCGCUCUGCCCGACUUGCAGACUUCGUGGGGAGUCACAGCCCUACAGACGACGGCUGUGUGGCGCCGACCAGCGAUCGCCAGGGAUCUCCUCAGGUCGGGAGCCAACGUCGACCUCCAAGAUAAUACAGGUCGAACAGCUCUCAUCUGGGCCUGCAGGAGAGGUCAGAAUAAGGUCAUCAAGGAUCUGCUGGAAGCCGGCGCUGACCCGAACAUCCGGGACAGGACAGGUCAGGCAUUUAUUAAGAUGAAGUGA
Messenger RNA from Penaeus vannamei (Pacific white shrimp), 666 nucleotides. The record is from RefSeq and is a predicted model, not a curated record. Lineage: Eukaryota; Metazoa; Arthropoda; Malacostraca; Decapoda; Penaeidae.